Eptesicus fuscus (big brown bat) is the source of this 2959-nucleotide messenger RNA. RefSeq names its product aminoadipate-semialdehyde dehydrogenase (gene AASDH). The transcript has 14 exons. The coding region runs from base 114 to 2882 and encodes 922 amino acids. The record is from RefSeq and is a predicted model, not a curated record. Gene Ontology annotation, molecular function: protein binding. Lineage: Eukaryota; Metazoa; Chordata; Mammalia; Chiroptera; Vespertilionidae. Gene Ontology annotation, biological process: amino acid activation for nonribosomal peptide biosynthetic process.
UAGAUUUUGCCUUAAUUCUCUGUAGCAACCACUGGGAAACUCAAAGGCUCCCUAAAACUCCCUGUCCCUAUAACACUUCUGCUACUAGUAACGUUUAGAUAAACUUCAGUGAAAUGACUCUUCAGGAAUUGGUGCAUCAGGCUGCCUCCAUUUACUCCAAUAAAAUAGCUGUAUGUUUUGAUGAAUGUAAUGACCAGCCUCCAGUUUAUUACACCUACAAGAAUCUGGUCAGUGCUGCUUCAGAAUUAGCAAAUUUUCUGCUAUUACACUGCGACUUUCAAGGAAUUCGGGAAAUUGGUCUCUACUGCCAUCCUGGGAUAAACGUACCCUCUUGGAUUUUAGGAAUUAUCCAAGUCCCUGCUGCUUAUGCUCCCAUUGAUCCAGAUUCACCACCAGCAUUAUCAACUCAUUUUAUGAAAAAAUGUAAUCUAAAGUACAUUCUUGUUGAAAAACAGCAAAUUAAUAAAUUCAAAUCUUCCUAUGAAAUGUUAUUGAACUAUGAUACACUUACAGUGGAACAUAAUGACUUAGUACUCUUCAGACUUCAUUGGAAAAAUGUUGAGGUGAGCUUGAUGCUAAAUGAUAGAAAAGAGAAAUACGAAAAAGAAAAAGUGGUAAACAGCACCAGUUCUGAGAAAAGCAAUGAAGAAAAGCCAGAAGAGCAUAUGGAUGUGAGGCUAAAGCAUUGUCUAGCCUAUGUUCUCCAUACAUCAGGCACCACGGGGAUACCUAAGAUUGUCAGAGUCCCUCAUGCAUGUAUAGUGCCGAACAUCCAACAUUUUCGGGUACUUUUCGAGAUCACACAAGAAGAUGUUUUAUUUCUAGCGUCACCUCUGACCUUUGAUCCCUCAGUUGUGGAAAUAUUUGUUGCUCUAUCAAGUGGUGCCUCUCUGCUUAUUGUACCAACUUCUGUCAAAGUGCUCCCAUCGCAAUUAGCUGCUGUUCUCUUUUCCCGUCACAGAGUGACUGUUUUGCAGGCAACACCGACAUUGCUUAGAAGAUUUGGAUCUCAGCUUAUCAAAUCGACUGUUUUAUCAGCCAGUACUUCUCUUCGAGUAUUAGCCCUUGGUGGUGAAGCUUUUCCGUCACUGACUGUUCUCAAAGGCUGGAGAGAAGUAGGCAAUAGAACACAAAUAUUUAAUGUUUAUGGUAUCACAGAGGUAUCAAGUUGGGCGACUUUUUACAGGAUUCCAGAGGAGAUUCUUAACUCUACUUUGAAAUGUGAAUUGCCUGUACAACUGGGAUUUCCACUGCUUGGAACAGUGGUUGAAGUCAGAGAUGCUAGUGGUUUCAGAAUUGAAGAAGGCAAUGGCCAAGUAUUUUUAGGUGGCAGAAACAGAGUAUGUUUUCUGGAUGGCGAAGUGACAGUGCCACUUGGCACAAUGCGAGCCACAGGCGACUUUGUGACUGUGAAAGAUGGAGAGUUAUUCUUCUUGGGACGAAAGGACAGUCAGAUCAAACGUCAUGGCAAGCGUCUUAACACUGAACUUGUGCAACAGGUUGCUGAAGGACUUCAACAAGUAGAGUCAUGUGCAGUUAUAUGGUAUAAUCAGGAAAAAUUAAUUCUGUUCAUGGUGUCAAAAAAUGAGUUAGUAAAGAAUUACAUCUUUAAAGAACUAGAGACACAUCUUCCAAGCCACGCAAUCCCAGAUGAGCUUGUGCUGAUUGAUUCUCUACCAUUCACAUCUCAUGGCAAAAUUGAUGUUUCUGAGUUAAACAAGAUCUAUUUAAACUACACAAACUUGAAGUCUGAGCAUAAGCUCAAAGGAAAAGAGGAACUUUGGGGAAAAUUACAGCAUUUGUGGAAGUCUAUUCUGAGUCUCUCAGAAGAUCCUUUGAAGGUUCCUGAUGAGUCACUCUUCUUAAAUAGUGGUGGAGAUUCCUUGAAGUCCAUACGGCUCCUCAAUGAGAUUGAAAAACUUGUUGGCACAUCAGUACCUGGGCUCCUGGAAAUUAUCCUUAGCAAAUCCAUUUUAGAGAUUUAUAGUCACAUCCUUCAGACAGUGUUUCCAGAUGAAGAUCUGACAUUUUGUGAGAAUUAUGCCACUAAAAGAAAAUUCAGCAACGUUAAUCAAGAGGAAACCAGUGGAAAAUCUUUACCUCAGAAAUCAGACAUGCCUUUAAAUUUAGACAACGGGAUAAAUGCUUUUAUUGCACUGAGCAGAGGGAGUCAGAUUUUGUCUAUGAAUGCUACUAGGUUUUUAACUAAGUUAAAACAUUGCCCUUCAGCCUGUUCUUCUGAUUUAAUUUCACAGACUGCUAUUAAAAAAGUGAAAAGCUUAAAUCCUCCAGCUCUUCUUGGGAAGUCAAAAGAUUCAACCUAUGUUGAAAAAGUUUGUGAAGAUGGGACAUCUGUGAUAAGGGCUGAGACAAUGGAAUUACGUGUCAGGUGGAGGGCAGACACAGGCAAAUGUGUAGAUGCUUCUCCUCUUGUCGUAAUACCAGCUGUUAAUAAGUCAUCUGCAACUGUGUACAUUGGCUCCCAUUCUCACAGAAUGACGGCAGUUGACCUUUACUCUGGGAAGGUGAAAUGGGAACAGCUUUUGGGAGAUCGAAUUGAAUCCUCAGCAUGUGUAUCUAAGUGUGGAAACUUUAUUGUAGUAGGAAAAGAAGUGUGUGUGGAAGUUAAAAUGUGGAGGAACUAUCUUUUCUUCGCCUUGUUUGAACUUGAUUCCGUAUCACUUGUAUUUUGCUACACUGGGAGGACUUUUACUGGCUGUAAAUCCUGCCACUGGAAAUGCAGUUUGGAAACAUUGCUGUGGAAAACCACUCUUCUCUUCCCCAAGGUGUUGCCUGCAGUAUGUUUGUGUUGGCUGUGUAGAUGGGAAUUUACUUUGCUUUACUCACUUUGGAGAACAGGUUUGGCAAUUCUCUACCAGUGAACCCAUCUUUUCAUCCCCAUGUCCUUCCACAUCAGAGCAAGAAAUAUUUUUUGGUUCCCAUGAUUGCUUUAUCUACU